Molecule: messenger RNA, 614 nt
Organism: Humulus lupulus (European hop)
Lineage: Eukaryota; Viridiplantae; Streptophyta; Magnoliopsida; Rosales; Cannabaceae
Product: ubiquitin carboxyl-terminal hydrolase 9-like
Exons: 3
Coding region: 240-599 (119 amino acids)
Source: RefSeq, a predicted model, not a curated record
ACCUUCAACUGCAACUCGGCAAAUAACCGUGAUUGUGUUUUACGGCGAUGGAAGUGGUCUUCCUAUGCUAUACACUGUUAGUUUGCUAAAGCAAGGUUGCUGUAAAGAUCUUAGUGAACAACUAAGUACUGCUUGUUGCUUGAAUGUUCAUGAGAUUCUUCUGCUUGCAGAGGUUUAUGAACAUAAGAUUUUUUGAUAUUUGGAAAACCCCUCAGAGCUAUUGGCUCUAAUUAAGGAGGAUGACCACUUAUAGACUUUCUAAAAACGUCGUGGGAAGAUCCAGAGUUGAAAUAAUUCAUCGACCACAUGAAAAGUGCCCGUCAGACAGUGUUAAGGGUUGUCAGGGAAAGCUUAUCGGUACCCCUUUUGUUACUUAUUUAAAAGAGCCAAUAUGUGGAGCCAAUGUUGAAGCCGGUGUUACUAGAUUGUUGUCACCUUUGAAGAGAACGCGUCCUUCAGUUAAGCUCCAGAAUGGUAAGGAAAAUGGAUUUGAAAAAGAGGUUAUUGAAGAACCAUCAAACAGCUACAAUUCUAAGAACCUGUCAAUGGAUGAUGCAGAAGUAGAGGAAAAAUCCAGCAAAGCGUUAUUUCUGUGUUGAAAGUAGUAAAUUUUA